Messenger RNA from Styela clava, 2526 nucleotides. RefSeq lists its product as uncharacterized. Gene Ontology annotation, biological process: homophilic cell-cell adhesion; heterophilic cell-cell adhesion. The record is from RefSeq and is a predicted model, not a curated record. Gene Ontology annotation, cellular component: adherens junction. Lineage: Eukaryota; Metazoa; Chordata; Ascidiacea; Stolidobranchia; Styelidae.
UUUACUUUUCAGCAAUUUAUUCGUAAUACAGGAUUUAUAAUUACAACGAUUAUUUUAAAUUAUUAUUUACAAUGUUCAUUUGAAUCUUUCGAAAGUAAAAGAACAAUUUAUUCUUCAAAAUGAAACUCUUUAUAUUUAUCUGCACUGUGCUGCAACUCACAUAUGGCCAAAAGCAACAAUAUGCACCAAUGCAAUUUGCUGUUAAAGGCAAAGAAGUGAAAUUGCCCUGUGCAGUUCCUACUGAUGCAACCUUUUUGAAAUGGAGAUUCCAGAGGAACGGCACUGAUUUUAUAAUAGAUGCCGCUCAAGUUUUUCCAGGAUACAUUCCUAAAGUAUUUGGAUCUUUCGACACUCCAGCAGGUCGUUCUGAACUUGUUUCUGGAAAUUUCAUCAUUCAUGAUGUUAUAGUGAUGGACGAAGGCGAAUAUUGGUGUGAAAUAGCUACAGCAACUGCUCCGACAGCAUACAGUCGAAAAUACCCACUUCAUGUUUAUGUCACUCCUUUAGAUCCUCAAGUUACUGCUAUUGGUAAUAACACAUUAACAGAAUAUCAAAACACCACUGUUGCUAGGUGCUCAAGUCAGGCCGGGAAACCUGGUGCACGAUUAACUUGGAUGAAUGGAUCCCAGCCUAUGAGUAAAGAUAUGGAUAUAGUUUACAAGGAAAAUGCAUUUGAUAGCACCUUAUCUGAUGCAGCUCUUGACUUGGUUAUUACUAACCCUACAAGAUUUGACCAUAAUAGAUCUUUUCAAUGUGUUGUCGAUCAUCCUUCCUAUCAUAUAAGUGGCACUGGUAAUAAGAUACUCAGCUAUACAAUUUUUGUUAUGUAUCAUCCCAUCAACAUAAGGAUCUGGGCAAAUUUAACAUCUCUCCAUGUAUUUUGUGAAGCUGAAGGUUACCCUGCACCUUCCUAUUCAUGGAAAAUGCCUGGUGGAUUAUAUGGCUUCACAGGUCCAUCUCUCCUUAUUCAGGAUUUAUGGGAAUUACCAGGAUACGAUUACUUUGAAUGCACUGCCAAUAACGGUAUUCCACCCAAUGCAACUACAAGAGUGAAGGUUGAUGAUCUUCUAUAUCCAGACGGAAAACCUGGGUGGUUGGGUUUGGAUUGGUGGGUGUGGGGAGCAAUAUUUGGCGGAAUCGCUGCUUUUGUGCUAAUCAUUGUUGUUAUUGUUUGUUGUUUGAGACAUCGCAAAAAAGCAUCUGGUAAAGCACACACUGCAAAAUACACAAAACCACUCAAAAAGCCAAUUGUUGAAUCACAGGAUUAUGCACAUACACCUCCUUCAUCUCUUCAAGUAGACUUGAAUUACAGACGUCCAGAUGGAAGAGAGGAUAGUUUUGACUCACGAACUCCGAGUCCAGUGAAUGAACACAAACAAGCUCUUAUAGAUGGUGUUUUCAACAAAAGUAUGGAGAAUGUAACUUUGAUACCAAGUGGGAAUCUCAGACAUUCUAGAGAAAAUUUAUAUUCUGAUAACCGAAAAAGCAUGCAUGCUUCAAGAGAACAGUUAGAUCAGGUUGCAAGUCAUAUUCAAACAUUGAACAAAAGCUGGGACCAAUUAUCAAAAUCGAGACAACAAUUAAACGAUGCACAAGACGAGUUGCAAGAUGUAAGUUCCAAUUUGAGAAAAUCACGAGAACAACUUUAUCAUUCCCAAGAAAGACUGAAUGACACAGAUCAGAAUUAUCCAUAUAUAGAUGACAACACAACUCGAAGCAAUGAUUAUAAUCGAAGGUAUGAUGAUCAAGAUGGAGGAUAUGGACGACAGGAACCACAAGGAUAUGAUUACAGUGAUCAGGGAACGUAUGACCAACGUCAAGGAUAUGACGAAAACAGACAAGGAUAUGACGAUAGACAAGGGCAUGAUACAUAUCGAGAUGAUCAGGACAGAUAUCAAGAUAGAUAUUCUAGACACGAUAACUAUGAUAGUUACGAUCAAAAUCCUCCUCGUUAUGAUGAUUCUAGCUACGAUCGUUAUGAUGACCGACAAGAUUAUAAUAGAUAUGAAGAUGAUCGAUAUAGAAAAGAUGACCGCUAUCCACCUUCUCGAAUUGUGUGAUACCAAUUAUAAUGGUAACAGCCAGAACAGGGCAUCAGCAAUGCUCCGUAUUCAUACGCUUAAGGUGCUAAAGGUUCGAAAUGUUUUGUAGUCUUGUGUGGGAAAUGCAGUUUUUAUUUUGUUUUUAAUAAUAGUUCACAGUAGAAUGAUAUUUAGCAACUCCAAAAUUAUCUGGGGUUUGUUUUUUGAACUUCAGCUUUUCUAAUCUAAGGCUAACUUGUGGAAUAUGGAACAGUGAUCGAGUUGACGCUACGAAUAUUCUUCGAGUGAAUAUUUAUUUAAGAACAUUUCAAGUUUUAUCUUUUAUGACCGAACUAUGAAUUCAUCUCAGAUGACAGAGCCUAGGGCUGUCCAAAAUCGAAUAAUUUUUUGAUUCGAAUUGAAUCGAAUAUUUUUGCCGAAUCCAACUGAAUAAUCGAAUAUUAUUGCGCAAUCCAAAAUCUGUCUCUAUUAUACAAUAAACGCC